Cynocephalus volans (Philippine flying lemur) is the source of this 484-nucleotide messenger RNA. RefSeq names its product histone H2B type 1-C/E/F/G/I. The record is from RefSeq and is a predicted model, not a curated record. The transcript has 2 exons. The coding region runs from base 15 to 395 and encodes 126 amino acids. NCBI's taxonomy places the organism in Eukaryota, Metazoa, Chordata, Mammalia, Dermoptera, Cynocephalidae. Gene Ontology annotation, molecular function: structural constituent of chromatin; DNA binding; protein heterodimerization activity. Gene Ontology annotation, cellular component: nucleosome.
CUGAGGUUUUUAAAAUGCCUGAACCAGCGAAAUCCGCUCCGGCCCCGAAGAAAGGCUCCAAGAAGGCGGUGACCAAGGCGCAGAAAAAGGACGGCAAGAAGCGCAAGCGCAGCCGCAAGGAGAGCUACUCCGUGUACGUGUACAAGGUGCUGAAGCAGGUCCACCCCGACACCGGCAUCUCGUCCAAGGCCAUGGGCAUCAUGAACUCCUUCGUGAACGACAUCUUCGAGCGCAUCGCGGGGGAGGCGUCGCGGCUGGCGCAUUACAACAAGCGCUCGACCAUCACCUCCAGGGAGAUCCAGACGGCCGUGCGCCUGCUGCUGCCCGGGGAGCUGGCCAAGCACGCCGUGUCCGAGGGCACCAAGGCCGUCACCAAGUACACCAGCUCCAAGUAAAUUUGUCAAGAGGAGCCAACAGCUUUUAGAUGUAUCUUUUCCACCACUCAUCACUAUUGGACACUGUUUCAUCUCACAAAUAAAUCAAU